GCUGUGGACCAUAAAAACGACGCUGAAGCUGGCAGCAGUCAUCAGUUAACGACUAAGUGACUCCAGCAAAGCUUCGACCAGCUAUCGACUUUAAUAUGAAGUGGUUUAAUUUGUUCCUGCUGCUCAGUGUUUUGGCCCUUGUGGGUGGCAUUGGCUCCAUGGCGGCCGCCGAGCCGCUUCCUCAGCCGGGACCAGAGCCAAAGGGUCGUCCGAACACCACUCGUCGUCCCAGGACGGAUAAUAUCGAAGAUCGACGCUAGCAAACCCAGCAGGAUGCUCCUGUCCACUGCACCCAACAGGAGCAGACUCGCGAUGCACGCACAAAUGUUAUCAAGGUGAAGGUGAAGUGCUUUGGAUUGGAGAAAAUGCAAUUUGUUGAAGUUUUACUUGUGUAAUAUUUGAAAUAAACGCACUUGAACAUUAUUCACAGUGUUUUGAGAAAUA
Molecule: messenger RNA, 444 nt
Organism: Drosophila nasuta
Lineage: Eukaryota; Metazoa; Arthropoda; Insecta; Diptera; Drosophilidae
Exons: 1
Coding region: 96-260 (54 amino acids)
Source: RefSeq, a predicted model, not a curated record